Messenger RNA from Aureobasidium subglaciale EXF-2481, 510 nucleotides. RefSeq lists its product as uncharacterized. The record is from RefSeq and is a predicted model, not a curated record. The transcript has a single exon. NCBI's taxonomy places the organism in Eukaryota, Fungi, Ascomycota, Dothideomycetes, Dothideales, Saccotheciaceae. The coding region runs from base 1 to 510 and encodes 169 amino acids.
AUGAUUGACACCACUUCUUACACGCUCUACGAGCGCUUUGUCGGUUCUUCCAUCAUCCUUCUCGACGUCCUGCUCAUCAUCUACUUCCUCAUCAUCGUCCCUCUUACACCCACAUGCACUUCUUGUGAUGAGCAGACUUACACAUUCACUCUUCCUUGCGGUGAUAGCUGGUGCCCCUCCUGCCUCAACGCUCACGUCGCUGAGUGCUGCUCUUCGCUCACUCGUUGGCCUAUUCGUUGUUGCUCCCCUCAACAAAUCUCUCUUCGUCAUGCCAAAUCCGCUCUGACUGCUAAGAACAUUGCCAAGGUCAGAAGAAGAGUUGGUAUUUGGGGUGUUGCUCGCUCUCACACUCUUUAUUGCGCCAACAUCUCUUGUCUGGCUCCCAUUGCUGCUAGCGCUAGCGGUGUUCAAUGGGUUGUUUGCAAUGGUUGCGGUGCUACUACUUGUUGUAGUUGCCGUGGUCAUGGCCAUAUUGAUGCUUGCAAGAUCACUAACAGUGUUCUCACUUGA